AUGUCUUAUAAUCGCUUGGACGACGAUUACUACGGCGAUCCCAUGGAUCGUCGAGGCGGUCGAGGCGAUCCCUAUCGCUCCCCGUCGCCUCAGCACCCCAUCCAGCCUGGCUACCAGCUGGACGAGAACCCGUACGGUCGCAGCCACUCGAACCUCGAUAUGCCCAUGCAGCCGCCGCCCCAUCUGGGGACCCCAAUCGACUCGCGCAUGGGGACGCCGAGUGACCAUCUCGCGCUCAACGCACCCCACUCGACCGACAACCUGUCCGGAUACGACGCGCGUAGCCACCACCCACAAGAGUACGCCGUGAACCCCGAGGGCCUCCACGAUGGAUACUACCAGCAACCCUACGAACCAAGCCCUGCGCCGCAGGACGGCCAGGGCUACGAGUGGGAGGACCGCCGGCCCAUGCUCGUGCACCAGCCCUCUGGUCUGACCAACGAGGCCUUCCAGGACGAGCCGGCCCAACCUCAGCCAGCACCCGGCGGCGGAUUGAAACGCUGGAAGACGGUCAAGCAGGUUCUCCUCUACCGCGGCAACCUGGUGCUCGACUGCCCCGUGCCCCCCGUGCUGCUGCAGCAGAACCCGCACGGCGAGCGGGACGAGUUCACCCACAUGCGCUACACGGCCGCCACGUGCGAUCCGUCCGACUUUUACAACGAGAACUUCACCCUGCGCCAGCGCCUCUUCAGCAAGCCCCGCCACACGGAGCUGUUUAUUGUCGUCACCAUGUACAACGAGGACGACGUGCUCUUUGCGCGCACCAUGAUUGGCGUGUUCAAAAACAUUGAGUACAUGUGCAACCGUCCCAACAGCAAGACGUGGGGCAAGGAUGCAUGGAAGAAGAUUGUGGUCUGCGUCGUCAGCGACGGCCGUGCCAAGAUCAACCCGCGCACCCGUGCGCUGCUGUCCGGCAUGGGCGUCUACCAGGAGGGUAUCGCGAAGCAGCAGGUCAACAGCAAGGACGUCACGGCCCAUAUUUACGAGUACACGACACAGACCCAUCUGACGCUCAAGAACGACGUCGUCUCCCUGGUCCACCGUCGACAGCCCGUGCAGAUGCUGUUCUGCCUCAAGGAGAAGAACCAAAAGAAGAUCAACUCGCACCGUUGGUUCUUCCAGGCCUUUGGCCGCGUGCUGGACCCCAAUAUCUGCGUGCUGCUCGACGCGGGUACACGUCCAGGUGGGAGCUCCAUCUACCACCUGUGGAAAGCCUUUGAUCUCGAGCCCAUGUGCGGCGGCGCCUGCGGUGAGAUUAAGGCAAUGCUGGGAAGGGGAGGCAAAAACCUGCUCAAUCCCCUGGUGGCGACGCAGAACUUUGAGUACAAGAUGAGCAACAUUCUCGACAAGCCGUUCGAGUCUGCUUUUGGCUUCAUUUCCGUGCUCCCCGGUGCCUUUUCGGCGUACCGCUAUGUUGCGUUGCAGAACGACAAGAACGGCCAAGGCCCCCUGGAAAAGUACUUUCUCGGCGAGACGCUGCACGGCGGUAGCACCGCGGGUCUUUUCGAGUCCAACAUGUACCUGGCCGAGGAUCGCAUCCUCUGCUUUGAGCUUGUCACGAAGCGCAACUGCCACUGGAUCCUGCAAUACGUGAAAUCGGCCACGGGCGAGACGGACGUGCCCGACACGGUGACGGAGCUGGUGCUCCAGCGUCGUCGUUGGCUGAACGGUUCGUUCUUUGCGGCGAUCUACUCCAUUGUCCACUUCUACUCCUUCUUCCGCUCCGAUCAUUCCUUCUUCAGCAAGCUGGCCUUUGUCAUCGAGACCAUCUUCCAGACCAUCAACAUGAUCUUCGCUUGGUUCGCCAUCGGCAACUUUUUCCUGGUGUUCAAGAUCUUGACGACAAGUCUGGGCACCGAUGAUCUUCUCGGUAGGACGGGCGAGAUCCUCGGCGUCGUUUUCACGUGGUUAUAUGGUGUGAUGCUCAUCACCUGUUUUGUACUGUCCAUGGGCAAUCGUCCAGCCGGGUCGGGCAGGUUGUACACCGCCAUGGUCUGGUUCUGGGCAGGCCUCAUGAUCUAUCUCAUGUUUGCCGCCAUUUACAUUGCCGUCAUUGCCAUCAUGGACGAUAUCAACAACAAUGGCUUCAGCAUCAACGAACUGUUCAAGAACCAGGUCUUUUACACGCUGAUCGUGUCGGUCAUGUCCACGUUUGGCAUCUGGCUCAUCGCGUCGCUGCUCAUGUUCGAUCCCUGGCACAUGGUCACGUCGCUGGUGCAGUACAUGCUGCUGACGCCCACCUACACCAAUGUCCUCAACGUGUACGCCUUUUGCAACACGCACGACGUCUCGUGGGGCACCAAGGGCGACGACAAGGUGGAGAAGCUGCCGUCGGUCAACACCAAGGAUGGCCAGGGCAAGACGGACCUCCCCGACGAGGGCGAUCUCAACGCGCAGUACCAGCGGGAGAUUGCGCUCUUUGCGCAGAAGCACAAGGAGGUCAAGGCGCCGCCCACGGCCGCCCAGCUGCAGGAGAAGCAGAUGGACUACUACCGUGGUGUGCGCACGGGCGUCGUGCUGAUCUGGAUGAUCACCAACUUUGCGCUCGCCGCCGUCGUCCUCAGCGCCGGUGGCCUGGACAAGAUCACGCCCGGCAAGGAUGCCGCCGACCAGGAGACUGAGCGGUCCAACAUCUACAUGUCCAUUGUGCUGUGGUCUGUCGCUGCCCUGAGCGCGUUCAAGUUCAUCGGCGCGUUGUGGUUCCUCAUUGUUCGCAUGUUCAGGGGUGUCUAG
Messenger RNA from Emericellopsis atlantica, 2733 nucleotides. Its product is annotated as glycosyltransferase family 2 protein. NCBI's taxonomy places the organism in Eukaryota, Fungi, Ascomycota, Sordariomycetes, Hypocreales, Bionectriaceae. Gene Ontology annotation, cellular component: cell septum; cell periphery. The transcript has 5 exons. Gene Ontology annotation, molecular function: chitin synthase activity. The record is from RefSeq and is a predicted model, not a curated record. The coding region runs from base 1 to 2733 and encodes 910 amino acids.